Lineus longissimus is the source of this 1434-nucleotide messenger RNA. RefSeq lists its product as uncharacterized. The transcript is spliced from 7 exons. The record is from RefSeq and is a predicted model, not a curated record. Gene Ontology annotation, biological process: regulation of actin filament polymerization; negative regulation of apoptotic process. The coding region runs from base 135 to 1091 and encodes 318 amino acids. Gene Ontology annotation, cellular component: mitochondrion; actin cytoskeleton; clathrin-coated vesicle. NCBI's taxonomy places the organism in Eukaryota, Metazoa, Nemertea, Pilidiophora, Heteronemertea, Lineidae.
GCCGUCGAUAACUCGGUGUAUAUUCGACAUGUUCGAUAUUGUCGAUAUUGGUCGUUUUUCUGUCUAUUGCAUCAUGUAGAUUUCGUCACCAAGUAGCCUUACAAGCGGCAGUCAUAAUCUACCACUUCUGCAACAUGGAUGAUUUAUUUAGAUCGUUCUUCGGGCUUUCCAGGCGUGGAAACAAUGAAAGGGAUUACUUUGGAGAUAUCUUCCAUGGGACACCACACUUUGGACAAUCAGAUUCCAAUGACAUUGAUGAUGAUGAGUGUUGCCAAGGUGAUAUUGGAGAAGAGGGUGAAAUGAUAUUUGGAAGUGUACCAGGCAUGCCAGAUGUCAAUACACAAUUUGACUUCAGCCAGGCUGAUGAUAUGUUCCGACAUUUUGAGGAGAUGUUCAAGACAUUUGGGAUGGUGGAGUUGCCUUCCUCAAGGCAUUUUGAAGCUGGACCUGACGGAAACAGUAACCUUCGGGACAGAAUGCUUAAAGAUGGGGUUGAAGAUGCCCCGGACAAUAAAGUGGACACUCUGCCAUCAGACAAGAGGACUGAUACAUUUGAAGCCCCUUCUAUAUUUGGCAACAUAUGGAAAACACCAAGAUGGGACAGAAUUCGACCUGAUGACAAAAUUGACAAAGAUCUAGAUGGUGAACUUGGUAAGGAUGACUUCGACCGAAUUGCUUCAGAAUCAAAGAAAUCUGAACCGAGCUCUUCAGUUGUCAUGCCAUCAGGAACGACGUGGGGAUUCUCAAAGAGUGUGUCAGUGAGAUCAACCAGGAGAGGUGAUGGGACUGUAGAACAUGUGAAAACAGUGAGGAACAGUGAUGGCAGUGAAGAAAAAACUGUCACCCGAGAAAUCGACAACAAGAGUUAUUCUGUUGUUACCAAGAGGAAUAAAGAUGGCGAAAAAGAGAAGAUGGAAACAUUUCGCAACAUUGAUGAAAAGUCAUUGGAAGAUUUCAACAAGAAGUGGACCGAAUCGGGGCAGAGAUCCAUAUCUCACAACGAGUUAGUGUUGUCAGAUCACCAAGAUAACGAAUCAAAAUCCAUGUUCUCUAAAUUCUUUGGCUCACUACCGGGAUUUAGGAGUUCCUGACACAACGAGUCUGAGACAGAUAGAACUGAGAGUGAAAUUGACCGGAUUCUUGGUAUUAUGGAGAAGAUUGUGAAUCUGUUAGAAUACUUUGUCAUUUGCAGAUAACUGUGUUAAAGACUAAGAGACAAACUGUGCUGAACUUGUGCAAUUAUUGGAUAUCAAAAGGAUUACAUGGUACAUUUUUGGACGCUCUUUUCAAUGAUAUGCUAGAUAAUAAGUUUGGAAAUAUUGGCUAUAAGAACUAACUGACGUUGUUGUCUAACAUAAAAUGUCCAGUAGACACCAAUAUAGGUCAUGCUUUGUAGAUACUGUUGUUGCCUUGAAUUGAGAUAAAUGUGAUGAA